Octodon degus (degu) is the source of this 1074-nucleotide messenger RNA. It is a transcript of the gene Pex11g, whose product is annotated as peroxisomal biogenesis factor 11 gamma. NCBI's taxonomy places the organism in Eukaryota, Metazoa, Chordata, Mammalia, Rodentia, Octodontidae. The record is from RefSeq and is a predicted model, not a curated record. Gene Ontology annotation, biological process: peroxisome fission. The transcript is spliced from 5 exons. The coding region runs from base 280 to 795 and encodes 171 amino acids. Gene Ontology annotation, cellular component: peroxisomal membrane.
GGGCCGAGCGGGGCCGGAGUCCUGGAGUUGGCGCGCAGAGCUCAGAGAUGAGGAAACAGAGGCCAGAGAGGGGCGGUAUCCCGCUCAGGGCUCCCGCGUCGCUGGGGCGCUGCCCGAGCUGGGCUGCAGAUCCGAACACUGGGGUACUGCUGCCAGCUGGUUGGCGGGGUCCUGCUUGAACAAUGUCCUGCCAGGUCAGAAGUGGGGACGCGCCUGCUGGCAGUGUCGGCCCAGCUGAGCCACUGCAGGACUGUCCUGCGACUCUUUGAUGACCUGGCCAUGUUUCUGUACACAAAGCAGUAUGGCCUGGGGACAGAGGAGGAGGAUGCCUUUGUCCGCAGCUUGUCUGUGCUGGGCAACCUAGCCGAUCAGCUCUACUAUCCAUGCGAGCACAUCGCCUGGGCCGCCGACGCCAAGGUCCUGCACGUGGAUUCUGCCCGCUGGUGGACGCUGAGCACCGCGCUCUGGGGCCUGUCCUUGCUGCUGGGGGUGGCCAGGUCCCUGUGGAUGGUGCUGAAGCUGAGGCAGAGGCUGCAGAGCCCCACGGCUGCCUUUACCAGCCGACUGCCCCGGAGCAAGCGGAGGGCCACAGAGGUGCAGAUGCGGUCGGAGGUGCUGACGCUGCUCAGCAACCUGGCCGACCUGGCCAACGCAGUGCACUGGCUGCCACCAGGUGUCCUGUGGGCUGGCCGCUUCCCACCUUGGCUGGUGGGCCUCAUGGGCACCAUCUCCUCCCUGCUUAGUAUCUACCAGGCGGCCCAGGCUGGCAGCCCUACGGAGGCUGAAAGCCCCUGAUGGGGCUUGGGGAGCAGCACACGGCUGGACCCCGCAGAGGGUCCCUCCUCACGGAGCAGGAGUCAGUGCGACAGGGGCUGCAUCUUUAAUUGAGCAGCCCUGUGCUAGCUCAAGAAGACUGGUGGGAAGAGGAGCUGGCAUAAGCACCUGAGGGCCCAGCCUGCAUGGGAGCGCCCUGGGGCUCUGGAGCCAAGGCAGAGCUUGGGGGCCCACAUCCGCCUCCUGCUGGGCCUGGGGAGACCUGGGUGGAGAACCAAUUAAAUGUCCUGGUGCAGGCCA